GUAAUAUAUUGAUCCAUCCCACGAUCUUCUUUUCUUGGUCGUCUUCUGAAACGCUAAUCGGAUCCAGAAGCCAUGGACAAAAGCAUCAGCAUCACCUCCAACGUUAGCACGACGACUUCCAUGGAAAAGAUCGACCACGCCGCUAGCUGGAUCAGCGCAACCGUAAUAUCCGCUUUCUUCACCUCCCUCGAACGCUGCGCCUGCGUCAAUCUCUCCACCUCUCAUGACGACGACGACGACGACGACGACGAAUCCCAUCACCGUCCUCUCGCUCUCUCCGCCGCUCCUCAUCCAAACGACACCGUUUAGCUCUGUUUUUUAACCUCUGGUAAUUUAUAAAUUUAAUCCCUCGUUUGUUUCUUUUGAUAAUCGAUUGGUGUGGAUUUGUAAUUUCUUGAUUUGAAAAUGUAUGUCUACUGUGUGUAAAUGUGCAUGUCUCAGAAUUUGAUUGUUUUGCGUGUAUCUGACUUUAUAUACUUGGGUUUAAAAUCAGAAUGAAUCAUCGUUUUUGCA
This is a messenger RNA of Arabidopsis thaliana (thale cress), 513 nucleotides long. RefSeq lists its product as uncharacterized. The transcript has a single exon. The coding region runs from base 73 to 309 and encodes 78 amino acids. NCBI's taxonomy places the organism in Eukaryota, Viridiplantae, Streptophyta, Magnoliopsida, Brassicales, Brassicaceae. The record is from RefSeq and is marked reviewed.